This is a messenger RNA of Anopheles stephensi (Asian malaria mosquito), 4206 nucleotides long. Its product is annotated as eukaryotic translation initiation factor 4H-like. Lineage: Eukaryota; Metazoa; Arthropoda; Insecta; Diptera; Culicidae. The transcript is spliced from 4 exons. Gene Ontology annotation, molecular function: RNA binding. The record is from RefSeq and is a predicted model, not a curated record. The coding region runs from base 91 to 1209 and encodes 372 amino acids.
ACGUUUUGACAGACGUCAAACGGCACCGAAAAAGAAUAGGGAUUUUCUGUACUCGCGACACCACGCGCCUGCCUUAAUCGCAAAUAUAAUAUGGCAGGCAGAGGUACACACGAUAAUAAUAGAUAUGGAGAGCGGCCCCGUAAACCGCUACCGACGGAACCACCGUUCCUGGCGUACGUUGGCAACCUUCCGAACGGCAUCGUGCAGGGCGACAUUAACUCCAUCUUCAAAGAUUACGCGGUAAAGAGCGUGCGUCUGGUGAAGGACAAGGAAACGGACGUGUUCAAAGGCUUCUGCUACGUCGAGUUCGAUACGCUCGAAGACCUGGAGAAGGUGCUCCUGCUGGACCGUAUGAUUGUGCUGAACGAACGACCGGAACCGCUGCGGAUUGAUGUGGCCGAGCAGAAGAAAAAUGACCGCGGUGGUUUUAAUAGGCGCGGUGGUCAACAGAACCGUGGCGGGCCCGGUGGACCGGGUGGUGGCAGUGGCGGCGGCGGCGGCGGCAGCGGUGGCGGCGGUAGCUACAACCGCGGUGGCCCCAACCAGAUGAACAAUCGACCGAUCAGCAGUGGUGGCGUUGGUGGUGGAGGAGGCAGCGGUAGUGGUGGUAUGGAUAGACAUUACGGUAACGAUUACUCCCGAAACGAUUACGAUAGAAACCGCGGUGGACGUCCGAAUAGCUAUAAUGACCGGCCAGCAAAUCGAGGGAGGUACGGCAACUUUGGCGACGAGCGUGACGGCGGUGGCCGGGACGAUUGGAACCGUGACCGUGACGAGGGACGCGGCGGUGGCCGCGGCUACAACGAUCGCGACAACUACGGCCGCGACGAUGGCAAUAGGUACGGCAACUUUGGCCGUAAUAAUCAAUACCGCGACAACGACCGGAGGAAAGAUGGGCCACCACCAUCGCACUACCCUCCGCCACCCUCCAACCCCAGCUCCAACAUCGGGGAGGAACGACCCCGGCUCAAGCUGGCGCCGCGCUCGACGAACGCGCCGCUGAACGCGCUGGCCGAAACGAAGCAGGCGGCCGCCAUCUUCGGCAAUGCGCGGCCCCGCGAGGAGAAGAUCGGCGCGGAGCCUGGCGCGCGAAAGCACGCCAACAGUGUGGGCAGCGAGGGCAGCAGCAGUGCGGACGGUGGUGGCGGCGGCGGAAGCGGCGGCGGUGGCAGCGGCAGUGCAUCCUCCACUACGGGGGCCGAUAAUUAAGAGUGCAGCAACAUUAUCGAGAAAACACACGGAGAAACUAACAGACACACAUACACACAGGUACACACACACACACACACACAUCCAUGCGCACUAUCAAGAUAUGAGAUAUGCUGAAUUAGGUUGAUAAAAGUUAUGGGUAUGAGGAGAUGGCGGAUGGCGGCUGGCUCCUGUUUGCGAUUUCCGGUUCUGUCCACCACUCCUCUACUCACUCUCUUCGCCCUUUCGGUUGCGUGCAGGGGGAAAAAAAGGGGGUAGAGCUUUCUCGGGAGAGGUUGUCUUUUUUUUUGGCGUUGGUUUGUUUCGGGUUUCCCUCUUUUUCCCCCCCGCCGGGAUGUAGACAACAUGAUGGUGUAAGAACGUGCAAAGCUUCUCGAGACCACACGGAGAUUCCCAAAAACCCUCUUCCCUGCGGGAAAUAGGGACCUGUUUUUUUUCUUUAUUCUCGUGCGCAGUGUGUUGUAAUUUAGUUUUUCCUUCCUUUAGGCAUAGGCAAAGUGACGCAAAUCCACUCCACACCGUAAACCUUGUCCCUGCUGGCGUCGUUCCCAUCCUUGCUUGUUUUGUUUCAUUUCCGUGUUAAGCAUCCAGUUUGUACACUUCUCAACUGUUGUGUAUGUAUAAAAGGUAUCCCCCCUACAGUACUACAGUACCGAAUCGUUGCGUUUUACUGUGCUUUAACACUUGGAUUUAAAGAAAAGAGAAGUAGAGUAACAGUGCGUGGAGUGAAAUGUCUUCGAGGAUUGUUUUUUGUCUAACACGGGGAAGGUUUCUGUUUCAAUUCAUACGGUUCUAUCGUGCCAGAAGGGGUGCGUGCUUUUUUUAUUUAAAUACUGGUAAAUAACUCGCGACACUUGUGACAGUAUUCUUCUACAAGUUUUCCCGUUUUCCCCCCGUAUCGUUUUUUUUUUUUUUGAGCGGAGGUCAUUGGGGCAAUCCUUCCGUACUAGCAUCAUUGCCCCUGUUUCUGUUUCCGAUUCCCUUCCUUUCCGUGUAAAGCUCUGCCCUGGAUGCAGGCAUAAGGCACACAGAGGGAGUGAAAGUAUUACAGAAAACCUUUUGCGCAGAACACUAAAGGAGUCCGCUAAAACCGUUCGCGUAGCUCCGAAACAAGCGUCUACAGAGGGGCGCGCAUGAAUGAGAAACACACAACCAACAGUCAAAUCAAACCGAAGCAUGGCGCCGAUGUUGGAUGGCUGAAGAACGGAUUAAAGGAUACUAGUUAAAGGAAUAAUUUAUAUCCACUUGAUUUGUAAGCUUUUUUCUACGAUCUAACAACUACUACGCAUCCAAACGAAAGGGAAGAAGGGGGCCGCUGGAUACUGAUUACAAAUUACAAAUAAUACUGAUAAUAACAAUACAAUACAAUUUAUGAUGAUGAUGAUGAUGAUGAUGAUGGUGCGCGCGCCAGCAAUGUGGGGCCCGAGUGGCACCAACCUACUACUACCACUACUACUACUGCUGCUGCUACAACAAAAAACAAAACAAAAAAACACCACAAACAAUUACAAAAAUCUCUCGCCCUUUUCGCCGGACAAGAAAUGAAUUGGAAAAUGAAAAUGGAAAGAAAGAAUGCCACUUCUUCUUGUGUGAAAGGGCGGCGAGAGACAGGAAGGAAGCUUAAGGCAAUACACCAAACAGCUGUAAAACUUAGGGAAAUGGUGUGCGCGAUCGCGAGAUUUGUUCUGGUGCCGUCUUCUGUGUGUAGUCUGAGCGUAGGUAAGGGUUCCACGCGCUAAAGAGGAGGGAGGGUUCGAAUCUAGAAUUCGCUGUACUCGCGCGUGUGACCGGAAAAAAGGAACUUAUUCCCAAUCUGUUAAAGAGCGUUGCUUUUCCUUUCCGCGUGCGUUUGUUUGUUUCUUUUUUUUUGGGUGUGUUUUACCGAUAAUCGAGCAUAGUACUGAACUGUCUUUUUAUACUUUAUUAUCAUCAGGUCUUUUGCGUUAAGGGAGUUGUUUGUUCGGUUUGAGCGUUGCUGGGGGCAUUUUGGGGCCGCAUUAGGACGUAAUCGUGUAUCGUGUAAUGUGUACCAUUGAUUUUGCGUUGCUGCUAAAAAAAAAUAAUAAAUCAAAUCCUGCUGCAUUACAAACUAAAUCAAGCGAUUGUACAAUUGUGGAAGGCAGGAGUAAAGGUCGCUUUCAGGAUCGAUCGCGGGUUGGGCGAGAUCGAGCUGGCAAUAGUAGGCAACACACUGAGCACCCGCACGGUGGUGGUGGUGAUGUUGAGAAAAUGAAGCUAAGAAUGACCUCUUCACAUCCACUACUUUGUGCUCCCCGUUUUGACCCCCCCCCCCCCCCAAGCUUCAAUAUGCAAUUCCUCUCACUUCCGGACUUUUUGCCCAAAUUAAACGGAAUAAGGUUGAUGAAAAGCUCGUUCUUUCUUUUCCUCCGUUCUGAUUCCCCCCAACCGCGCGUGGUUCAGCUGCGUGCGAGGAAGAGCAAGUGAGCGGCGGAGUAAAAUAUUUCCAAAAAAUAUAUUAAAAAAAGAAAACGUAACAAAAUGAAUAUAAAAAAAAACCGAAAAAAGCAGGCAAAAUGAAAUCCACAAAAAAAAACUAAUCCUGAACAUGUAUGGAAAUGAUGGAAAUUAACAGAAAACAGUAACAACAACAACAAAAAAAUGGAAAAAUGAACAAAAACAAAACAGGUGGAAAAGGAGAGGAUUCAUCGGUGGACGUUGUAAAAACUAGACGAGGCGUACUAUUAUUAAAGAAUCAAUCUCCCUAAACUAAGUGUUGCGCUGUUGGUGGUGUGAUGGGCGACGAACAGCACAGUGCAAAGGCAAAUGAAAUCGUAAGACUAAGAAGCAACAGCAAGCAAGCAGACAAGCAAACAAACAAAACCAAACGAAAUUUCUGAAAUGAGAACACGUCGUGGUUGAAGUACACUUGUGCGCUCUACUGGGAAGGGAAAAGCAUUUGCCAGGCUUUUGCAAUAUAUUAUAUAGUACCCGAAUAACAAAAUGAACCUCUGUGAACAGUCGACACACACACACACA